Molecule: messenger RNA, 2226 nt
Organism: Pieris brassicae (large cabbage white)
Lineage: Eukaryota; Metazoa; Arthropoda; Insecta; Lepidoptera; Pieridae
Product: connectin-like
Exons: 3
Coding region: 256-1881 (541 amino acids)
Molecular function (GO): protein binding
Source: RefSeq, a predicted model, not a curated record
CAAAGCGCAGACGCGAAGGCGGUAAAAAAACGUAGACAUUUGAAAAAGCCGGCUGUCAGCUGCACGGUCGUCUCAUCGCUUAAUAAAAUAAAGUUAGUUUCGUGUGAAAUUAUCUUCUACUUAAUUGAAAACGUGUAAAAAUCAAAAACAGUAGUCACAAUAAUUGAAAUAUGUAACGUCGUAGCUGUUUCAUUUUUAUACAGUGAUAACCAAGGAAGAAAAAAUAUUUUAAAUCGUUGGUGUUUGAUAAUCAAUAUGACAUCCUGGAAGCUGUUUUUCCUUUGCGCCGUGCUCUUCUGCGUCGAAGGCAAACAGUUGCAUCAAAAACGGGAAACCAAAUCCCAUAUAUGCGACCCAGUUUAUAACAACACAAAUAAAAUUCAAUGCUACUGCGUUCGAGAUUCCAAUCUCGACUUGAUUCGGAGUGCCGAUUGCUAUGCAACUGUCAACGAAAUCUCAAUUGAUGAUGCCAAUUGGAAGGUUUUUGAAGAACUCGGAAAUGUCCACAAGCUAACAUUCACGAAUACACGUGGCGUUAUUUUGAAGUAUAUACCUCAACACGCAUUACAAUACACGAAAUCAGUUCUGAAACUCGAAGUUAAGUACGCGAACAUUGAUUCAAUAGAACCAUUCGAUUUUGCUAAUCUAACAUUCGUUGAAGAAAUAACACUAAGAGAUAAUCAGAUCAAAGAUUUAAAAGCUAAUGCUUUUGCGCAUCACAGGGACUUGGCAACAAUUGGCCUAGAUACAAAUAACAUAGUCGAGAUAAACAGGAAUGUAUUUGUUGACUUACCGUCUCUAGAAAAGCUAUAUUUGACGAGAAAUAAAAUUACAACAAUCCACGACAAAGCUUUCAUACAUUUGUCUAAUCUAAAAGAACUUGAAAUUGAUACCAACAAAUUAUUCAUGUUGAACAGUGAAACCUUUUUAGGAUUGAAGAAGUUGGAAAAGUUAGAUCUUAGUAGUAACAGUUUGCAAGUGAUAGGGGAUUAUACGUUUGCGCCUUUAAAGAACUUACGGGUGUUAAAUUUGGAUGGAAAUAAAAUUCAGAUGCUGGACGAGAAAGCUUUUCAUGGACUCGUUAAUUUGCAAUCUUUGUCAAUUGCUCAUAAUACACUGAAAGAAAUAAAAAAUGUUAAAUUGUUUAUUGGAUUAAAAUCCUUAAAGUCAAUGAGUUUGAAAGGCAAUCAACUACAGAAUCUUGACUCCGAUGUAAUGGCGCCGAUACUGGAGAAUUUCUACAGUAAUGUCAGCAGCCUAGAUGUCGAAGAUAACAUGCUCCCCUGCGAUUGCCGCCUGGACUGGUUCUUAUCAUUAAUGAACAUCACGAAAAGUUCGCACUUGAAGCUAUCCAUCGAAAAUCUUAAAUGUAUACCCGCCUCGGACAUCAGAGACAAAUGGACGAAGACAACGGAAGCUGACAAGAACACAGACGUAGAAGACGAUGGCCAAAAUGAUUAUGAAUACUAUGAUGAUACACAGUUAAAUGGGAAACUUUUUUACGUUGACAUGCGUUUCCUUUUAAAUUGUUCCAAAAAUUUCGACAGCCUUCUCAAACCGGACGUUGAAUCACCCAAACAAAUGACUACAGUAAAGUCAAGUACAGCACCAGUAAGUAUGGAACCAAAAGUCCCUAUAGAAAAUAAGGGCGAAGAUCAGAAAAAUGUAUACACGACCAGUCGACUGUCAACUGUUUCAGCGAAACCGAUGGCUAAUGGCUUUUAUGACGAUCGAAGUAUGGCCGCCGACGAAGCGAAGCCGGACAAAAUAAAAUCUCAUCGAAGCAUUCAGGAUUUUGAGAGCCAAGCCAGUAACUCUCAUAUGACAUCUUCGUGUGUUGCAUUAUUAGUAGGAGUGUUUAGUAUUAGAUUAUUAUACUAGAUUAACUUAAUAUAUAACCAGUGGUGUUAAUACUGAUAUCAACUCUGUAAGGAGAUUUACGAGAAUACAAUUUAAUUUUUUCUUUGAAACACCUAACGUUUAGUAGAAAGUCUAUUGAAGUGCAAUCUACAAUUUUUAUUUCCAAAGUUAUUAAACAAUCUCAUAGUGUCUCGAAAUACGGUAAACAUACGAUUAAAAGCCCUAAAUCACUUACACUUUUUUCUCUUUCCAUCAAAUUGUGUUAACGCUUCGAAACAGAUGUCUUGACUAUUUAGUUCACUAAGUGAAAACUGUUCAAUAGGCUGUUCGACCGUAUGAAAAAUAAAGUGUUAUUGAGUGUUCUGU